Protopolystoma xenopodis is the source of this 204-nucleotide messenger RNA. Lineage: Eukaryota; Metazoa; Platyhelminthes; Monogenea; Polystomatidea; Polystomatidae. The record is from the annotation of a GenBank genome assembly.
AUGGGCGUGAUUUCGGCCCUAGCCGCUUUUUAUGCCAUGCUCAGAACCUGGCUUUGGUCAAGGCGUGCCGGUGUCCUUCGUUUGGACGCGAUGCUCAUUAUUAAACUGCUGGCGUUUGCGGCUGGUGCUAUUGCCAAUUGUUUCCUUAUUGUCCUUUAUGGCAUCUGCUUAUACUUCCUACUGUUUUAUAAGGUCAGUAAGUGA